AUGGAAUAUUCCAAACCGGACUUAAUAAAUCCAUCUGUUGUGUUGAGGCCCUUGCUACGGGACACUGGAGUCCAGAAAUAUUGUUUCACUACGACGCCCGCUGCUGCCGCUAUAUUCAAUAAACCGGAGCUCAGUGAUGUCGAGUUGCUGGUUAAUGAUGUUACCUUUUUUGGCCACAAAAACAUUUUGUCAGCUGCAAGUGACGUGUUUGCAAGCAUGCUCAGUGGCAACUGGGUGGAAUAUCGGGAGAACAAAACCAUCAUUCUGCGAGAAGAUGCUGACUGCGCCAAACAUUUUCAAAGCUUUUUGUAUUUUAUAUAUUCAGGUAAAGUCAACAUCAACAAUAACAAUGUUGUUCCUCUUUUUUUAUUAGCUGAUAAAUAUAACGUAGGCUCUCUGAUCGAUGAAUGCUCCAAGAUAAUUGAAAUUGGACUUAAAGUUUUUGUUGUGCAUAAAGAUGACUGCUUCUCAAUAUGUCCUAAAAGACUGAAAACUGAAUGUGAGCCAUUUCCAGUCUAUUCAAAUAGCAAAUCUCCAGAUCUUACAUUUGCUGAUGAUGAUGUUUUUAACAAAAGUAACUGUAGUAAUAUUAAUAAUGAAGAAAGUUUUGACAAUUCAAGUCAUUGUAGUAAUUUCAACAUAAAUUCUAUGGCUUGCAAAUCACACAUUGUUCCAAGUGAGACAUUUCCUGUUUCGACCGUUUUAAAAUUACUGGAGUUUUGUCAAACGAAAAAUAUGCAUCAAACAGCUUUGAUCAAUUUAGAAGCAAGAAUAGGUAAUCAAUUAAUCAGGGGGAAAUUUGAAGAUUGUUGGAAUGAUUUGAGCUAUGAUAUAGUUAUAGAAAUGCUGUCAGACAGUCAGUUUUGUUAUGAUGAGUAUAUUUUAUUCAAAGCUGCCAUUUCCUGGUUGAAUGCUGACUCCUGCAGGAAUGAACCUCACAUAAUAGAUACUGUUCUAUCAAAGAUUAGAUAUAGUUUGCUAAAAUCACAGUUUUUAUACAUAGCUUCCAAACAUCCCCUAGUUGAAUCAUCUUCAACUGUCAGCAAGUUAAUAACAGAGACAAUUAAGUAUUUGUAUUUUAAUGAAUGGUUAACAGAAGAAGACAUGAAGAAGUACAUGAAACCAGAAUUUAUGCCUAGAUAUAUGAUUGAACCAUGA
This is a messenger RNA of Helobdella robusta, 1158 nucleotides long. RefSeq lists its product as hypothetical. NCBI's taxonomy places the organism in Eukaryota, Metazoa, Annelida, Clitellata, Rhynchobdellida, Glossiphoniidae. The record is from RefSeq and is a predicted model, not a curated record. Gene Ontology annotation, molecular function: protein binding. The coding region runs from base 1 to 1158 and encodes 385 amino acids. The transcript has a single exon.